Messenger RNA from Penicillium subrubescens, 1635 nucleotides. Its product is annotated as putative F-box protein (Pof7). Gene Ontology annotation, biological process: SCF-dependent proteasomal ubiquitin-dependent protein catabolic process. Lineage: Eukaryota; Fungi; Ascomycota; Eurotiomycetes; Eurotiales; Aspergillaceae. The coding region runs from base 1 to 1635 and encodes 544 amino acids. The transcript is spliced from 2 exons. The record is from RefSeq and is a predicted model, not a curated record. Gene Ontology annotation, cellular component: SCF ubiquitin ligase complex. Gene Ontology annotation, molecular function: protein binding.
AUGGAGGACAACGCCGAGCUCGAGUCCUUUCGCCGCCAGUGGCGUGAAGAGGUCGCUCGUCGAUCGAAACCCACAGAUUCUGCACCUGCGUCUGAUGCUGCCCCUCCAUCCGCUGCUCCGAUUGUAUCUCCGACUGUGCUAAGUGCGACUCGACCUCCGCCAACGCGCCAUGCCGCUACUGACCGCAAGGGUCUGGACCAAGAGGGUCCUACGCCGGCCUCCUUCGAUCCGGAAGAGCUCGCUCAACAGGUUGGCGAGCUAAGUGUAACACAGGAAGAGGAAGAUGAGGAGGAAGAUGGAUUCACUCGUCGGGCACAACAGGAACCCAACUCGGCUCUCGAGCAUUUUGAGCGGGCGGUCGAGAAGGAAGCUGCAGGCAACUUGGGCGACAGUCUUCAACACUACCGCAAGGCGUUUCGGCUGGAUGCUGGUGUUGACAAGGCCUACCGUAACAAACACUUCGCUCACGUUUGGAAGAAGCCCGCUCAGCCUGCGCCAGCUGAGCCUGCAGCCGCCGUCCCUCUGACUGCCCCAGCGCCUGCAGAAGUCGAGUUUAUCCCCACGCCGCAACUGAUCGAGUCCUUCGCCCACCUUCCUAUCCCCCAGGCAGAGCCACUCAUCGAAGGGACUGACCCGCCACCAUGCCCGAUCGCGAAUGUUCCGUCGGAAGUUCUCGUUGAGAUUUUACGCCAUGUUGCCCUGCGAGACCCGGCAACCUUUGGUCGGAUGGCACUGGUGUGCAAGCGACUUGCCUACCAUUUUGCACAUGAGCAGCACAUCUGGAAGCGGAUCUGUCAACGGCCAGAGUUUGGAUUCCAGGGCAUGCACUACUCCUUUGUCUGUGAUACUCUCGGCCGUCCCAUCUAUACACUGGACGAUCAGCGAUACACUCCCUUCCCAGUCGGGGUACCCGCCCAGAUUCCUAGUUCGCUAUCGUCCUGGAGCCAGGUGUUCCAGUCCUACCCUCGUAUUCGAUUCACGGGAAUCUACAUCAGCACCGUUAACUAUUCACGACCUGGAGCCACAUCCUCUUUCCAGAAUGUAUCAUGGAAUAGUCCCAUCCACAUUGUGACCUACUACCGCUAUCUACGGUUCUAUCCCGAUGGAUCCGUGGUAUCAUUGUUGACCACGACCGAACCCGUGGAUGUCGUGCCGCAUAUCAGCAAGGAGAACGUUAUGGCUGCACGUGCUCCUUCCCAUAGACAGCAUCAACGACAUGCCUCGGAUCAGGGCCAGUCGCUUUCUGGGGCAACAGAGCCUGUCCCACCAGUCGCUAUGAAUGCUCUGAAAUAUGGCCUCCGUGGACGCUGGCGUCUAGCAUCCCCCGCCGACUUUGCGGAGAAUGCAGAUGAAAACAAGACUCCUCCCAUGGCGAAUCAAAGCCAAGAUUCCUAUGAUCCCCGUGAUGUCUUCGUGGAGACCGAGGGUGUCGACCCGAAGUACGAGUACACCAUGCACCUCUCUCUUCGGUCUCCCUCAGUAUCCAAGGCACAUCUGAAUCCAUCACGCAACACCAAACUCGUGUGGCGUGGGUUCUGGAGUUACAACAACAUCACGGAUGACUGGGGCGAGUUUGGGCUUCGGAACGACCGGGCAUAUGUUUUCCGACGGGUCCGCGGUUGGGGGCUGGAAUAA